Molecule: messenger RNA, 3453 nt
Organism: Balaenoptera musculus (blue whale)
Lineage: Eukaryota; Metazoa; Chordata; Mammalia; Artiodactyla; Balaenopteridae
Product: pleckstrin homology domain-containing family G member 7
Exons: 15
Coding region: 76-1674 (532 amino acids)
Biological process (GO): Rho protein signal transduction
Molecular function (GO): guanyl-nucleotide exchange factor activity
Source: RefSeq, a predicted model, not a curated record
CUUCGGAUCUUCAGUGGAAGACAGAAUAAGGAGAAAUUCUGGUACCAGAAAGGAGACAAGAUUAUUCCAGCAACCAUGGGACUAGUCCCUUCAGAUCUGACCGGCCUGGGGCAGCGCAACUCAGGAUUCUACGAGCACAGGAGGAGUUCUGUGGUGCUCAACUUAUCUGGACUUGAGGUGUUCCCCGGGGACCUUCUGGUGUCAGAUGGAGCCGCCGAUUACCUGUGCCACCCGCUUCUGCUGCUGAAUUCAGAAUCCAAAAAGCCAAGAUGGCCUUUCUCCAAGAGAGGAGUGCAGGGCAAAGACAAACACAAGCACAUAUCUGAUCUGAAAGACUGCCUCUCCUCUUUGAAGAUUACAGACUUCAGAGACUAUGAGUUCCACAGCCUGAAGGAUAAGACCUGGAAUGAAGUCGUGGAAACACAUCAAAAACUUCCUACUAAUCAAUUAGACUUGAGAAAGCAGCAAGAGGCUGUAUGGGAGCUCUUCACAAGUGAAUGCACUUAUUUCUUGGACCAUUUAUUAGUUCUUAAGAUGAUCUUCAUGAAUACAUUAAAAUACCUACAGACUCAUGAAUAUCUCCUGGAUGUGGAUUUAUGGAGACUUUUUGCAAACCUGGAGGAGUUAAGUCAGACAAGCUUUGGUUUUGUGAACAGUCUUUUCCACAUCUUCAAGGACUAUGUCGACACUUCUGAGACUUUACCAUCGUUGGAUUUCAUUUCCAUGCUCACAAAGUAUUUCCAAGGAAGCUUGUGUCAGAGCCACCAGACCUACUGCCUGAAUUACUCAGCUGCUGUCUUUUAUCUUGAGAGUCUGAGGCAGAGAGAGGACUUCGGAAUUUAUUUAAAAUGGUGUGAGCAAAAUGAACAGUGCAGACGCCUUCACCUGCCUGAGCUGCUAGUGGCCCCACUACACAGGCUGACUCGAUAUCCCUUGUUGCUGAAGAACAUCUGGAAAAGGAGUACUGACUCUACGGAGAAAAUCAUGAUCUACUCCAUCAAGGAAAAGGUGGAAAAGUCAAUCUGGGAUCUUGAAGGAAAAGUGAAGUGGCUUGACAAUUUUCAAAAAUGCAGACAUCUACAGGAGAUUAUAGUGUGGCCUCCACUUUGGGAUAGAGAUAAAAGGUUUUUCAUUCCAGAGUGCCUGAAACACAUUUUUAAAGAACACAUGGCAGAAAACAUCCUGUCACCAACCAACAGACACCUUCUCUAUGAAGGAAAAUUAACUCUUGCAGAAAGCACAAGAUUCCUAGAUGUUUAUCUGUUUCUCUUUGAUGAUUUCCUCUUAGUUACGAAAACUAAGCGCAACAAAAAGAAACUUGGAGGCUCAGACCCUGGUUUAAUGUGCCCUUCACUUAUUCCUGAGCUACAAACAGUAAUCAAAGAAGGUGGUUCAUGUAUGGUACUCGAUCAGCCCAUUCCACUAGACAGAUUGGUUGUCAGAGGUCUCGAUCCACUCCACAUGUCAGUCUUUGGGCUGAGAAAUUCUUUCCUCAUACAACAUGAAAACAGCUAUCGACAGUGUAUAGCAGCAUUCUUAUUACAAGCCCAAACAGAAAACAUCAAGAAAACAUGGAUUGCACAAUUAACAGCAGCAAUCUCUUGCUUCACCAAGAGUCAGGAAACCAAGAAGAUGUCCUUAUUCACUUUGCCUGCAGAAUCCUCGGAAAUUUAGGGACCUAAAACAAGUGGCACACCUUUUUAGACAUUAGGGAUUAAGGUAUUCUUUCAUUCAAACUUGUAACACUUACCUAGUAAUGAGCUAAAAGAAAAUGUGCAUUUUAAAGAAGUUCCAGAAUUUAAGCUAGGAAAUUCCUCAGGGUAGAGUAAUAAUGGCUGCAACAAAUUUGAACCGGAAGGAAUUUCUUGGUAAGUGUAUACAUGCUGAUAUCCAGACUAUGUUAUAGUGCUUCAGUCAGGCUUGCAAGAGGGGCGAGGGAAGUAUGAUGCUAUUAUAAUUCGUAAAAGGUGAAUGAUCAGGUAAAUGCAGUAUCAGGAGGAAAACAAUGCCCACUGCUUGCAUCUGAUAUGAAUUCUAGCAUCUUACUUUGUGUAUAUCUGUAAUGAAACCAAGUUUCCUACAUGACUUAUAAAUCAGCCUUACUGCUCUACAGUCCUACCUCAUACAAAGUUUGAUUGCUCUUUUAACAUACUAAGCAAUGAAUAAUAAGGUCUCCAUCUUAGCAGUUUUUAAAUUCCUAGUCGCCAACAGUUUAUUUAUCUCAGGUAUACUUUAUAUAACUCUUAACAUGGAAGGAGAAAAUCCCAAAGACUAAAUUCCAUUGUUUUAAGAAAGAAAAAGCAAAUAUCUGUUCCAGUUUCACCAGUUAACAGUUUUACUUGGGAAAUUUCAUAGAAAUAGUAGGAUAUCUUUCUCUAAGUCUCACUUUUUGAAGAACAGUGGAGUUUGUCAUAAAACUUCUUUCUGGUUUUGAAUGUGUGUGUGUGUGUGUGAGCACAGUACAGUUACUUUGUCUUAUUUGGCAGGACUUGAAACAUCAUUAGAAUUUCUUAAGAAAGACAGCUUGAACUAUUAUCAUGGUGGAAUAUACUGUUAACUGCAUGUAAGGAACUAGUUCUUAUAGUCAGAUUAUAUCAAAAGGAAAUCCACAGAUUUCAAUUUCAGACAUGGUAUCUUUUGCAGUUUCCAAAAUGGAAGUAGUAAAUUUAUCAACUUGGACUGCAAGACAAAUGAUACCUUAACUGAUCUCCUUAAGCUGGAGAAUGGGAUAGAAAGGAUGAUGCUUGGGGAAGUCACGUGCACAGUUAAUUCUCUGAGAAAAAUGUGAUUUCACCAUGUAAACCAGGCAGUAUAGACAAGUGCAGCAUAACAGUUCUUUUUAAGGGCCAAGCACCAUUAGAAUGGAGGGUCACAGCCCCUGUAUAAUAAUGUCAUAUUUAUUAGGAGUAAGUGAAAAUGAAAGGAAAAUCAGGAAAGCAGUAACUAUGGUCAAUGCCUAAGAAUAAAUGAGAAAAAAAGGCAAAGUACAGGAGAACAAAUUUCAAGUGAGUUCUUAGAGAUGAAAAAAAUGUAUUUUUUUAGAAAAAAAUUAACAAUUGUCUUGCAAGGAUUUCUAGAUAUCAGCCAACUUAGGAAAAGGGCAAUGGACUAGGUGAUCUCCCAAAAUUCCUUUUAGUCCGAGUCCAGUACACAGAUGUUUGUUUAUAUGUAUAAAACUAUUUUCUCCCUUAAAUCUCAUUAAAGGGAGAAAAAGAUUGACUAAAUUAACAUGUAAAUUUAAUUAGUUAAGAUGUAAAACAGCUUUAAAAUAUGCAAUAUGCAAAGAAAUAUUAGCACUUCUAUGUUCACUGCAGCACUAGUCAUAAUAGCCAAGAUGUGGAAAAAACCUUAAUGUUCACCAACAGAUGAGUGGAUCAAGAAACUCUGGUAUGUACAUACAAUGGAAUUCUAUUCAGCCUUGAAAAAUACGAAACAACAUAGAUGAACCUUGAG